This is a messenger RNA of Geosmithia morbida, 1743 nucleotides long. RefSeq names its product Acyl-CoA synthetase (AMP-forming)/AMP-acid ligase II. Gene Ontology annotation, molecular function: long-chain fatty acid-CoA ligase activity. The coding region runs from base 1 to 1743 and encodes 580 amino acids. The record is from RefSeq and is a predicted model, not a curated record. Gene Ontology annotation, cellular component: membrane; endoplasmic reticulum. NCBI's taxonomy places the organism in Eukaryota, Fungi, Ascomycota, Sordariomycetes, Hypocreales, Bionectriaceae. The transcript is spliced from 2 exons.
AUGACGGUAUUUGAAAGCAUCGACGCCGGGUUGACCAAUCUCCUGGGGCAGUGGAGCGUGUACUCUACGGCGCUAGCGACGGUGCUGGUUCUGAUCCUGUCGUACCGGGUGCUGUCAGCUCAGGACCCGGACAUCCACCCUAUGCUCCUGGCGCGGCAGUCGACGGCGUCGACGGUGCGUCACGAGGGCCAGAGCGCCGUGUACCGGUCGCAGAUCGUGCCGCACGGCUCGGGCCUCCGGGCCGGUCUGGACAUCAAGGACGCCGGGGCGCCCAAGUGGUCGCGGGGGCGUGACGGCGACGUGCGCGACAUCUGGAGGGCGCGCGGGCGGCAGGCCAACCAGGGGACGGGGAAGCUGCUCACGGUGCUGGGGUCGCAGAGCGUCAUCGAGCACAGCUACGACGAGCUGACGCGGCAGAUCGGCCUGGUGGGCAGGCACAUGGCGGAGCAGGGGGGCAUCCGGGUGGCGGUGUACCUGCCCAACUCGUGGGAGCUGGUGAUGACGCUGCUGGCGUGCAGCUUCUUCCCGAACCUGACGUGCGUGCUGAUGCCAUACGACGUGUCGGACGAGGAGCUCGUGUCGAUGCUGCGCCGGUCGGCGGCGGACACGGUGGUGACGGCCUCGGGGGCCUUCCCGCUCGACAGGGUGGUGGAGGCGUACCCGUCCCUCCGGCAGCUGGUGUGGGUGGUCGAGGGGGCGAGCAGCCACCUCGACUGGAGCGAGGUGCCGGAGGGGGCGGGGGGGAGCGUCAACGUCGCGACGUGGCAGGACAUCGUGCAGGACACGUCGGCGUCGGCCGGCGACCUGCCGGGGACCGGUGCCGACGGUGCGGCGGCGGCCAGCGACGUCGUCGUCUUCUGGAGGAACGCGACCGGCGGCGUCGGCGACAUGGUGCGCUUCACGCAGGCCAACAUCGUGGCCGGCGUGGCGGGCCAGCUGGCGGGCAUCCCGGCCAAGGACCGCUUCGACGCGUCGGACCUGUUCCUCCCGGCCGACUCCCUCGCGCACGUGCACACGCUCACCCUGACGCUCGCGGCGCUGUACUCGCACUCGUCCGUGGCGCUCAACUCCGUCGCCGACCGCGCGGCGGACCUGGAGGUGGCGACGCGGGGCGUCGCGCCGACCGUGGUGGUGGCCAGCCCGGCCACGCUGCUGGCCACGCACGCCCGGUCGGCCGCCCGGCUCGCCGCCUCCCCCGCGGCGCGCCUGGCCCACGCCCUGGCCAGGCGCACGCUGGCCGUCGAGGGCGUCUUCUCCCCCGCCAACGUCCUGUCUACGCUGUCGUCGGCGACGAGGCCCGUGGUCGGCACCACGCCCGGCAAGCUGCGGCUGCUGUACGUCGCCGAGCGCGCCAACGGAUCUCCUUCCCUCCACCCCCUCUCCUCCUCCCCUAUCGGAGCGGACGACGGCAGCAGGCGUGGCGGCGAUGAGAGGAUCUCGGCCGAGGUCCUGUCGGACCUGAGGAUCUUCACGGGAUCGAGGAUCAUCUAUGCCCUAUCCGCCGCCAAGGUUGCCGGUGCGGUGGCCCAGACGGCCCUGUACGACUACCGGGUCGGGAAGGACCACUUCGGUGCACCGCUGCCUAGUGUCGAGAUCUACCUGCGCGAUGUCGGCGAGUACAAGACUACGGAUGAAGGGGCGGCUGGAGAGAUUCACGUCCGCGGUCCUGCUGUUGCUGGUGAAGAGGCUAAUAUCGGUGUUAUUGGGGUGAUUGGCGAGGAUGAGACGUUGGCAUAUGCUUAG